GAUCCCUUCCCCCCUUCCUAAAAACCCUAGCCGCCCCUCUUUUCUCCAUCAUCUCCAAACAGCCUCCCUCUCUCAAAAUACACCCAAACCCUAGCCGCCACACUCUUCUUCUUCACUCCCUAGGGUUCGCCUACAUUCCUCACACUCACACACAUGCUCUCAUGGUCCGAUUUUGAACACAAUCUCAGAGAACAAUUAAAAGUUGGAAAUCGAAAAAAAGAGAAGAAGAUAGAAACACACGAAAACUUCAAAACAAGAACAAAAGAAAACAAGAUAAAUUAAAAAAAAGAGAUUCUCAAUGGUUCAACGCUCGCUGUUCAUUUCCAUUUUUUUGGGGGGCUUCUAAGCGUGGUUUUGGCUUAAAUACUGUUUGUUGCUGCUGGAUUAAUAUGGCUGAGCUCCAAUGGUAGUUGUCGUUGCCUCCAUUUGAUUCUGCUAUUCCAAUUUUUGCCAUUUAGAGAUGAGUCGAUCAAGGGAAGCGGCCGCCAUGAAGCGGAAAAGACCAGACUUGGAUUCACCUACUCGGGGACUUCCAGAUGCUGAACAUGUAGUGCUCAGUCUGGUCAAAAAUAAAAAGAAUCUGGGCAUCUGGGUGGCAGAGGUGAAAAAGGAGGCAAACCUUCCACCAACUCUUGUGGAUAAAUCCCUGACAGCACUCGUGAAAAAGAAGUUGAUAAAACAAGUUGUGAAUAUCCAAAAUAAGGGAAAGAAACAUUACAUGGCUGUUGAGUUUGAACCUUCGGAGGAAUUGACUGGUGGUUCAUGGUACUCUGAGGGAAAUCUUGAUAAGGAAUUCAUCACUGUUCUCAGAGACACUUGCUUCAAGGUCAUAGAAUUGCUGAAAGUUGCUACUGUGGAGGGAAUCCACAACUUCUUGAAGAAAAGGAAAGUUGUUGAGUGCACGGGUCAGCAAAUUGCGGAAAUAUUGAACUCUAUGGUUCUAGACAAUGCUAUUAUAGAGGUGAAGAGCACUGGAUUGGGAGAAUAUCAUUCUAUUCCUGUUGGAUCAGUUUGUUAUCGAACUUCAAGCGGAGUUGCUUUAGGGACUGGUCCGAAAACAAUAGGGCCAAUGGCUUCAAUUCCAUGUGGUGCUUGCCCUAGGAUUAGUCAAUGUUCACCUAAUGGAGUUAUAUCCCCACAAACAUGUGUCUAUUACACUAAAUGGUUGAACACUGAAUUUUGAUGUACUUCUGAUAAGUAAAUCCGGUGUACACUGCAUUACCACAUAUUGGUUGCUAUCUGAUUUCCUGUUAAUCUUUUUGUUUAGAUGGAAGCAACUUUCUGAUUA
Messenger RNA from Nicotiana tabacum (common tobacco), 1288 nucleotides. RefSeq lists its product as uncharacterized. The record is from RefSeq and is a predicted model, not a curated record. Gene Ontology annotation, biological process: transcription by RNA polymerase III. Gene Ontology annotation, cellular component: RNA polymerase III complex. Lineage: Eukaryota; Viridiplantae; Streptophyta; Magnoliopsida; Solanales; Solanaceae.